This is a messenger RNA of Odocoileus virginianus texanus, 2072 nucleotides long. RefSeq names its product serine protease 51 (gene PRSS51). Lineage: Eukaryota; Metazoa; Chordata; Mammalia; Artiodactyla; Cervidae. The record is from RefSeq and is a predicted model, not a curated record. Gene Ontology annotation, biological process: proteolysis. Gene Ontology annotation, molecular function: serine-type endopeptidase activity.
AUGGCUGCUACCCCAGAAGCCGCCAUUCCUGUAGACUCGGAUGGGAAUGUCUCCCUGCUGGAACUGGGCAAACACGGCCUGCCCCAUUGUGCUUACUGUGACAUCACCCAGGACCAGCCCUGCCAUGCCUUUCUGAUGGCUGCCACUGAAGCAGCCACGGCUGGCAUUGUGUCAGCUUUGGUUCGGGGCCCAGGUUGGGAAAUUUUGGACUGCAAUGAAAAGAAAAUGCUCCAGCUGCUAAUUCCACUGCUCAUGGCACUCAAGGGACAUGCCCAGGAAGCUUCAGAUGAAGUUCACUGUGGCUACAGACCCAAAUUUUCAAACUCAACCGUGAUGCAAGCUCACGAACUAUUGAACGUCCAGGAUGGUGAGUUCCCAUGGCAAGUGAGUAUCCAGGUCUCGCGGAAACACCUCUGUGGAGGCUCAAUCAUACAUCGGUGGUGGGUUCUGACAGCCGCACAUUGCUUCCCAAGAACCCUGUUAGAAAUGACCUUGGAAAAUAUCACUGUGGUCAUGGGAUCCAGAAUACUCAAGGACUCCCACCUGGAGAGAAAGCAAGUGCAGAAGAUAAUUAUUCACAAAGAUUAUGAACCACCUCACCUGGACAGCGACCUCUCCCUCUUGCUGCUUGCCACACCGAUACAAUUCAAUAGCUUCAAAAUGCCCAUCUGCCUGCAGAAGAAGGAGAAGACCUGGAACCGGUGCUGGAUGACAGAGUGGGUGACGGCUCCUUCGUAUGACCAAAAGGACAACUUCAACACAUACCUGCAGAAGCUGAGAGUGGUGCAGAUUUCCUGGAGAGAAUGCAGCCAGAGGGUAGACCAGCUCUCCAGGAACAUGCUUUGUGCCUGGCAAGAACUGGGCACCAAAGGCAACUGCCAGGGAGACAGUGGGGCACCUAUGGUCUGUACUGUCCACGGAAGCCAGAGGCUCUUCCAAGUGGGUGUGUUCAGUUGGGGCAUACGAUCUGGCUUCAGGGGGAGGCCUGGUAUGUUUGUGUCUGUGGCUCAAUUUCUUCCAUGGAUCCAGGAAGAGACAGAAAAGGAGGGGAAAGUCUACACCUUCUCAGGAACUCAGAGAAGAAGCUCCCUGCAUCAUGUUCUGUGGUACCCCUUAUGGUUCGGCUUGGGGGUCUCAAGUACAGGUUACCAGCAUGUUUACUGGUGAUAAAUCAGGUCACUAAGCUUCAGAUCCAUACUAUCUUCUUCUCCUCCUUUCUCCCCACCCAUCCUUACACAAGUACCUAUGAAGCAUUCCAGGGUUUCUCUAUCAGACCCUGGAAGAGGGACAUGGACUCUGCGAUCCCAAAUCUCACAGGGGCUAUUGCUCGUGCUGCUUGGUAGUGGGAUGUGAAAAUCAGUGAAUCCCAUGGACAUCAGCACAUGGCCUUACUCCUGUUCUGUUAUUACCAACUGAUCAGAAGUUGUGCCAAGUGGAAAGCCAUGUGAUGAAUAACUAGUCCUUUAGUGAGUUAUGGGUGGUUAGGUGGCAGAAACUUUGUGGGCAAGGCAGACACAUCCAUAUACAGAUUAACGCCUAUUUCUAUGAUGAAAAAUUACUGCCUACUCCAAAAGGGAAGAAGUCAAGUACGACUGACCUUCCACAAGAUAGGUUAUCUGUCUGACCAUCCUCAGCCUAUGCACAAUGGCCACAACAGGGUACCCUGAGGGCGCUCAUCCUCUAUAUGGAGUUGUACUUUCAGUGCCUAAUUUAACACCGUGUCCUCGUGACUCAAUUAAGGGAUGGGGUUAGAGGAUCAGUGAGCAGGUCACACUUAAAUUCAUCCUGACAUUCCUACCCAAGAUUUUGUAUUCCUUCUUUUAUAUUUUACAAAGAAUUCCAUUUAAUGUAGGCCAUCUCUUAUCCAGGGUUUUAGUCUGUCAACUAAACAAACAGAAUUACUUCUAGCUGUGCCAGGUUACUCAUUAGAAUGCAGAUUUUCUCUAAAGUGCUCUCAGACUGAUACAUUUGGUCCAAUCAUAUCUUACUUUAUCCUUUGCCUAAUUCUUUUAGAGGGCUUUCUUGAUGGCUCGGUGGUAAAGAAUCAACCUGCUAAUGCAAGAGACAUGGGU